GCCUCCGCCUCCGCCACCGCGGGCAGCGCUGAGCUCAGCAACUGGAGUGCAAGUGAGAGAGAGAGAGAGAGAGAGUGGGGGAGAGAGGGAGAGGGCACAGAUCCUGCCAUCCAAGAGGCGCAUUCGUCCCAUUGCAACACAAACAGAAACAAAACAAAAAAAAACGCGCACACACACUUUGCCAAAAAAAAAGGGGGAGUCUGGAGCCGAGAGAGAACGCAAAGCUGUGUGGAUUGAUCUUCGGCUCAGGGUAACAUUGCCACCUGUGCGGGACACACGCAAUCGUGUUAAGCGGCUUUGCUCGGUCCCCGAUGAUGCUUCCGAGCCCCAUCACGUCGACUCCCUUCUCGGUGAAGGACAUUCUGAACCUGGAGCACCAUCAGCAGUCGCAGCAGUUGAGACAGGACUUGUUGCCGGCUGCUCACUUCCAGGCGCCGGCUUGCAUGCACGCCGGGGGGGAGAGCUCCGGCUACUCUGAUGGCGAGGAGAAGCUGCCUUUCCUGAACUCUCUGGCGGUGCCGGGCCACCCCGGCGAGGCCGGCCGCUCCCCCAAGCACCUCUACGUCCAGGCUGCCCUGACCGGCAGCUCCUGUGCAAACAAAUUGGAGGAAGAAAUCGCUUUGGGCGAGGAUAAAAAAAAUUCUUCCUUGAAAAAGUCUUCGGAAAUCGAGGAGAACAGUAAGAAAGAGGAGUCGGAGAGGCCUAAGCAGAGGCAGAGGAGGAAACCUCGGGUGCUUUUCUCUCAAGCUCAAGUGUUCGAGUUGGAGAGGCGGUUUAAGCAGCAGCGAUACCUGUCAGCGCCCGAGAGAGAACAACUCGCCAACAAUCUCAAACUCACCUCCACUCAGGUCAAAAUCUGGUUCCAGAACAGGCGGUACAAGUGCAAGAGGCAGCGACAGGAUAAGUCAUUGGAGAUAGCCGGGCACCAUCACCCUCUACCCCCGAGGAGGGUCGCCGUGCCUGUUCUAGUCCGUGAUGGGAAGCCUUGUAUUGGGGGUUCUCCAAGUUACACUGGGUCUUACAAUGUCGGAGCCGGCGCCUACCCUUAUAACAGCUACCCCGCCACAUAUGGCACUUACAGCAACCCGGCUUACAACACAAACUAUAGCUGCGCUUACACCACGCUCCCUUCUCUGACAUCCUCCACGGGCGCCCAAGCUUUUAUGAAUGUGGAUCUGAACACGAUUAACACGACUGUGCAACCGCAGGCUCACUCAACCGCAUCUGUCUCUGCUUGUCAGGGGAGCUUACAAGGAAUCCGGGCCUGGUAGGUGAUGGGUGUCACUCAGAGAGACGAUAAAGGAUAUAUUGAUUUCCUAUGAACUUUUUUUUUACAUAUAGAUAAUUUCAAAUAAAAAAUAUAAGUGUGGGGGUGAGGGGGUGGGGACCAGCACGUUUUCUUCCCACCAAAAUCCAGUCUGGAUUGAAAAUGAUUGAAUUGGCCGAAUAUUUAUCCCCUUGUGUGUGUGUAUGUAUUAAACCAUUUUUGUUGCCUUUUUCUGUAAUGUGUGCUUUCCAAUCCGACGCGGUUUGAUCUGAUUGUUAAAACUUAGACCAGAGAGACUGCGUGCACACUUCAUCUGACACACAUAAGUGUAUCAUUUCAGACCCCAAACACACAUACACACACUCUCCCCUCCGAUUCACUCCCGGAUUAAAGGACUGGGUGAACUAUAGAAUUAUAGUGCACAGAAAGAGGCCAUUCGGCCCAUGGUGUCUGUGCCGCAUCUUU
Callorhinchus milii (elephant shark) is the source of this 1732-nucleotide messenger RNA. RefSeq names its product NK2 homeobox 3 (gene nkx2.3). NCBI's taxonomy places the organism in Eukaryota, Metazoa, Chordata, Chondrichthyes, Chimaeriformes, Callorhinchidae. Gene Ontology annotation, cellular component: nucleus. The record is from RefSeq and is a predicted model, not a curated record. The coding region runs from base 312 to 1271 and encodes 319 amino acids. Gene Ontology annotation, molecular function: RNA polymerase II cis-regulatory region sequence-specific DNA binding; DNA-binding transcription factor activity, RNA polymerase II-specific. Gene Ontology annotation, biological process: cell differentiation; regulation of transcription by RNA polymerase II. The transcript has 2 exons.